AUGGGUGAGGCUACCAACCUGUUUGGCAUAUAUGUCAAUGAGAUGCUUCCCCAUCGCCCCUUUGUCGUGUUUCCCAAAGAAACGACGCCAGCCUCCCUUCGCUUCCAGAAGCCCAUAUUGUUUCUUGCUGUCCUCGCUGCAGCUGCAGGCGCGUUCGACGAACAGCUCGACAUGACACUUCAUCAGCAGGUCCAGUAA
Messenger RNA from Rhinocladiella mackenziei CBS 650.93, 198 nucleotides. RefSeq lists its product as uncharacterized. Bases 1 to 198 code for a protein of 65 amino acids. NCBI's taxonomy places the organism in Eukaryota, Fungi, Ascomycota, Eurotiomycetes, Chaetothyriales, Herpotrichiellaceae. The transcript has a single exon. The record is from RefSeq and is a predicted model, not a curated record.